AACAGAUGGCCAAUUGAUUAUUAAGUACAGCAAACGCCCUUCGCACCACGGCCUUAUGUAGAAAGUCUUGCGAUUYGCUUUUGGUAUGCCCCACCACACCSCACAACCACCCACAUAUAUCCAUAUAGUCCGGCAGAUGGCAGAAUUAUAAAAACGCCCAACACCUGACAAUCGGACAUCAAAGCUUUGUUAGCCCUCAAGCCAACCACCCAACCACCAGCCACCACCCAAACAAAAUGUUCGCCAAGAUUAUGCUCGUUGCUCUCGCCUGCGUGGCUGGCGCCCAGGCGGGUCUGCUGCCCCUGGCCGCUGCACCUGCACCACUCGCUGCCGCUGGCAUCGUGGCGCCCUAUGCCUCCAGCUUCAAUGCCCACCGGAUUAACCACGCCGUUGCCUACCCUGUAGCACCAGCACCCGUUGCGCCCGUGGCUCUGGCUGCUCCAGCCCCAGCUCCAGUGACUUUCGCCGCACCACCCAAGGUUGCGUUUGCUGCUCCUGCUCUGGCCCCAGCGCCUGCCUUUGCUGCUCCUGCUCUGGCCCCAGCGCCUGCCUUUGCCGCACCUGCCCUCGCACCUGCUCCUCUGGCCGCUCCUCUGGCCGCUCCUCUGGCUGCGCCUCUGGGUGCCCCCAUCGGCUUUGCCGCGCCCGCUCGCUUUGGACUGCCAGCUGCGUUUCCCUUCGCCGCACCCAGAUUUCCAGCACCCGCUCCCUACUUCAUCUAG
Messenger RNA from Drosophila arizonae, 722 nucleotides. RefSeq lists its product as uncharacterized. NCBI's taxonomy places the organism in Eukaryota, Metazoa, Arthropoda, Insecta, Diptera, Drosophilidae. The record is from RefSeq and is a predicted model, not a curated record.